UCUCUUUGGUCGAGCACUAAGACGUUUACCUUCUCUCUCUCUCUCUCUCUAAAUCUCUUCUCUCUGUUUCUCACUCUAAAAAUACGCUUCUUCUACUGCGUGUGGAACCAGGGAUCAACAAUGGAGGUUUUCUAUUACCUGGUUUUUGGAGUCCUAUCUGUGGUGGUUGCAGUCCUCGAGCUCAGCAAAACCAGCAAGGAUCGCAUUACAACAUCCUCUGCAUUCAACUCCUUCAAGAACAAUUAUCUCGUUGUUUACUCCCUCAUGAUGGCUGGUGAUUGGUUGCAAGGUCCCUAUGUGUACUUCCUGUAUAGCCAGUAUGGUUUUAGUAAGGGGGAGAUUGGUCGACUCUUCAUUGCGGGUUUUGGAUCUUCUAUGUUGUUUGGUACAGUUGUUGGAUCCCUAGCAGACAAACAGGGAAGGAAGCGUGCUUGCAUAACUUACUGUAUUACUUACAUCCUGAGCUGUAUCACUAAGCACUCUCCUCAGUACAAAGUUCUGAUGCUGGGCCGUAUUUUAGGAGGGAUUGCCACAUCACUUCUGUUCUCAGCAUUUGAAUCAUGGCUUGUAGCUGAACACUUUAAGAGGGGUUUUGAAGCACAAUGGUUGUCCUUUACAUUCUCAAAGGCCAUAUUCCUUGGGAAUGGACUUGUUGCCAUCGUGUCCGGGUUGUUUGCAAAUUUUAUCGCCGACAAUUUAGGCUUUGGACCUGUUGCUCCCUUUGAUGCAGCUGCUUGCUUUCUCGCCAUUGGCAUGGCAAUCAUCUUAUCAUCAUGGACAGAAAACUAUGGAGACCCCUCUGAGAGCAAGGACUUGCUGACCCAGUUUAAGGGAGCAGCAGUAGCCAUUGCUUCUGAUGAGAAAAUUGCUUUAUUGGGAGCCAUACAGUCUUUGUUUGAGGGUUCAAUGUACACCUUCGUGUUCCUUUGGACCCCAGCUUUGAGCCCAAAUGAUGAGGAUAUUCCUCAUGGAUUCAUUUUCGCUACUUUCAUGUUGGCGUCGAUGUUGGGAAGUUCCAUUGCUUCUCGUCUGAUGGCACGUGCAUCACUUAAGGUGGAAUCCUAUAUGCAGAUAGUCUUCAUCAUCUCUGCUUUCACCCUUCUGCUUCCCAUUCUCACUACGUUCUUGGUUGUACCAUCAAAUAUUAAAGGAGGAAGCAUCUCAUUCAGUGGAUCCAUACAGCUUUUUGGGUUCUGUAUUUUUGAGUCUUGUGUGGGUAUCUUUUGGCCCUCUAUUAUGAAGAUGCGAUCUCAGUACAUACCUGAGGAGGCCAGGAGCACCAUCAUGAACUUCUUUCGUAUUCCCCUCAAUAUUUUUGUCUGCAUCGUGCUUUACAAUGUGAAUGCUUUCCCUAUCACUGUCAUGUUUGGUAUGUGCUCAAUUUUUCUCUUCAUGGCUUCAGUUCUUCAGAGGCGAUUGAUGAUUGUUGCAGAAAGCCACAAGUCGAAGCCACAAGACACUUGGGCCAAGGAGAGAGAUGUAGAGGAAGAGCCAUUGAAUAUUUAAGUUCCCAACGGGGUUGUGACCACGAAGGUCUAAGAAAUGCAGUUGGCACCUUUCAGUUUAGCUAUUUGGAAUCAAGUACUUCAUGAAGGAUAAACGUUUCAACUCAGUGGAUUCCCUUCUUUUUAAGUUAAAGCAGCUGGUGAGGAUCUUGAGUGGAAGAUCUUGAUCUCUUAAUGAGAGAUGAUUUUAUUGUUUCUAGCUGGCCACUCUGUUGAAUCAGUGGGCUAAGUAGCUUGCCAACAUUGAGUGAUACCAAACAAGGGUUCAUGUUAGCAUUGAUCAGUGGGCUAAGAAUUUUCAUUAUGUAUUUUUGGUUUUUUUUUUGUUAACUAAUUGGGUUAGGGAUGGAAGUAAGCAUGAAGGUUUUAGCGUUGGCAGGGAUAUUCUUCUCCAUCAGGUAUUCAUUUUGUAGUACCCGAAAGCUUCAUUCCAUACUCGACAAUGGAUUGUUAAGUGUCUAUAAUAAAACUUAUACCUCUUCAUUUACUAAAUGUAAGCAUAAGUUAAUUGUCUUCUAAUGGCAAUGAAAUAUUGAAGAAUUAAAGCUUUUGUUCUUCUCUU
This is a messenger RNA of Amborella trichopoda, 2067 nucleotides long. RefSeq lists its product as uncharacterized. Gene Ontology annotation, cellular component: membrane. Gene Ontology annotation, molecular function: molybdate ion transmembrane transporter activity. Gene Ontology annotation, biological process: molybdate ion transport. The record is from RefSeq and is a predicted model, not a curated record. Lineage: Eukaryota; Viridiplantae; Streptophyta; Magnoliopsida; Amborellales; Amborellaceae.